This is a messenger RNA of Podarcis raffonei (Aeolian wall lizard), 6278 nucleotides long. It is a transcript of the gene AMPD2, whose product is annotated as adenosine monophosphate deaminase 2. The transcript has 18 exons. Gene Ontology annotation, molecular function: AMP deaminase activity. Gene Ontology annotation, biological process: IMP salvage; AMP metabolic process. The record is from RefSeq and is a predicted model, not a curated record. NCBI's taxonomy places the organism in Eukaryota, Metazoa, Chordata, Lepidosauria, Squamata, Lacertidae. Gene Ontology annotation, cellular component: cytosol. The coding region runs from base 823 to 3297 and encodes 824 amino acids.
UCGGUUUAACCCGAUUGUGUUGCCGACUUUACAUUUCAUUUAACCCUUUGGCGUUUUCUUCGAAACCCAGGAAGAAUGCCGCAAUUGCUUUUGCCCCUUGGGAACAGCAAGCCCGGUAGUGUCUAGAAUCCCGUUUCUGCCAUCGGGCUGAUAAGAUCAGGAUCAAGAAGGGGCGUAUGUUCGAAAUCGCGUUAACACACCUCACUUUUAACAAUCGGAUGACUAACCGAUGGUGAUAUCGCCCCCUCUGUAAUGCAAACUGUACUUCCAGGUAGGAGGGUGCUAGUGAGGAAUGGAACCCGGGGUGGUAGUUAUUCUGGAUUAAUUAUUUCUCGUGGGGCGUGAUCUCGUGCGUGUGGCCUUCACGGUGCAAGGAGCCCAAACGCCCCGCACUAGAGGCGGUGUUUGUGAGCCUGAGACUGAAGCAAGGUGGGGGGAGGGCAGCGGUCUGGGCUGCCUGCAAGGAAACCAGCCGAUCCAGGGAUCCCCUGGUGCCUGUUCCCUCGGAAGCAAAUCCCCCCGAUUCCAAUGAGACCGACUCCCAAGUAACAGCGGACAGGGAUCGCAGGCCUUGCCUUUCAUUCAGCACCCCCACUGACGAAUCGGGGAGCAGACAAGGUGCGCUCUAGCGCAGGAUCCGACCUCGAUCCUCGGCUUAGGAAGGCGCGGGGGGGGGCGUCUUUGUCCACCCCUGGUCUGGGAGGACCACACUCCAUCCAUCAGCGGCAAGAGGCGUGGCCUAGCUUAGUCCCCGCCUCUUUCUUGAGCACGGCAGCAGCGCCGGUUCCGAGACUUCGGUGGAGCUUCCAGGAGGCAGCAAAAAUGUCAUCUGGCGCUGGGCCCCCCAAGAGCGGAUCCCCGCUGAGGAAGCGGGCCAGUCUUCAGGCUCCCAUCACAGGAGAGAUCCACGGAGGGCCGCGGUCCCGCCAGUUGCAGCCUGCGCGUUCCCUCCCGGGGCCUCCCCACUGCCUGAAGCAUUUUCCUGUUGACCUGCGCACCUCCAUGGAUGGCAAGUACAAAGAGAUAGCCGAGGAGCUGUUCUGCCGUUCGUUGGCUGAGAGUGAUAUGCGCAGUGCCCCCUAUGAAUUCCCAGAAGACAGCCCCAUUGAACAGCUGGAGGAGAGGCGCCAGCGGCUGGAGCGGCAAAUCAGCCAGGAUGUGAAACUAGAACCUGACAUUUUACUCAGAGCCAAACAGGACUUCCUGAAAAUUGACAGUGCUGCUGACUUACAAUUGUUUAAGGAGCAGGGAGAGGACCUGGUGGACCAGUAUCCCAAAGAACGGGAUGUGCUUCUGGAAAGGGAGUUCCAGAGGGUCACCAUCUCCGGAGAAGAGACGUGCGGGGUGCCUUUCACAGACCUGCUGGAUGCUGCCAAGAGUGUGGUGAAGGCCUUGUUCAUUCGGGAGAAGUAUAUGGGGCAUUCUUUGCAAAGCUUCUGCAAGACCACAGCCCGCUUCCUACAAGACCUUUCAGAAAGGCCUUUGGCCCCCAGGAUGUAUGAGGAGAUCCCCGAGACCCCUGGGGCUGGAGAUGCUUCAGGGCACUCGCCAUUUACAAACCAGCAUCCUUAUGAGAAGUGUGACCCUGAAUCAAUGCCUGGAGACCUUGGCUUUGGCCUGAAGAUGGUCAAUGGAGUAGUCCAUGUGUACACUAAGCAGGACAUCACCGACAAGACCACAGAACUAGACUUGCCUUACCCUGACCUGCAGGAGUUCAUUGCUGACAUGAAUGUCCUAAUGGCUCUGAUCAUCAAUGGUCCAAUAAAAUCCUUCUGCUACAGACGCUUGCAGUACCUGAGUUCCAAGUUCCAGAUGCAUGUCCUGCUCAAUGAGAUGAAAGAACUGGCAGCUCAGAAGAGGGUUCCGCACCGCGAUUUCUACAAUAUCCGGAAGGUGGACACGCAUAUCCAUGCAUCAUCCUGCAUGAACCAGAAGCAUCUGUUGCGCUUCAUCAAGCGGGCUAUGAAGAAGCACCUGGAGGAGAUUGUGCAUGUGGAGAAGGGCAAGGAGCAAACUCUAAAGGAGGUCUUUGAGACCAUGAAUCUCACAGCUUAUGAUCUCAGCGUAGACACGCUUGAUGUCCAUGCGGAUCGUAACACCUUCCAUCGCUUUGACAAGUUCAAUGCCAAAUAUAACCCCAUAGGCGAGUCUGUGCUGCGGGAGAUUUUCAUCAAGACAGACAACAGAGUCUCUGGAAAAUAUUUUGCCCAUAUCAUCAAGGAGGUGAUGUCUGAUCUGGAAGAGAGCAAGUAUCAGAAUGCGGAGCUGCGGCUCUCCAUCUAUGGCCGAGCCCGUGACGAGUGGGACAAGCUGGCCAAGUGGGCUGUGGCUCACAAAGUGCACUCCAACAACGUGCGCUGGCUGGUGCAGGUGCCUCGCCUCUUCGAUGUGUACAAGACAAAGAAGCAGCUGGCCAACUUCCAGGAGAUGCUGGAGAACAUCUUCUUGCCCCUCUUCGAAGCUACGAUCCACCCUGCCAGCCACCCGGAGCUGCACCUCUUCUUGGAGCACGUGGAUGGAUUUGACAGCGUGGAUGACGAAUCAAAGCCAGAGCACCACAUCUUCAACUUAGACAGCCCCUUGCCUGGGAACUGGGUGGAGGAGGACAACCCGCCCUAUUCCUACUACCUUUACUACACAUAUGCUAACAUGGUGGUUCUGAAUCACCUGCGCAGGAAGAGAGGCUUUCACACCUUUGUGCUGCGCCCCCAUUGUGGAGAGGCAGGGCCCAUCCACCAUCUGGUAUCUGGUUUCAUGCUGUCUGAGAACAUAUCACAUGGCCUCCUGCUCCGCAAGGCACCUGUGCUGCAGUACCUCUACUACCUGGCCCAGAUUGGCAUUGCCAUGUCCCCACUCAGCAAUAACAGCCUCUUCUUAAGCUACCAUCGAAACCCUCUGCCAGAGUACCUCUCUCGGGGCCUCAUGGUCUCCCUGUCUACAGAUGACCCACUGCAGUUCCACUUCACUAAGGAACCCCUGAUGGAAGAGUACAGCAUCGCCACACAGGUUUGGAAGCUCAGCUCCUGUGAUAUGUGCGAACUUGCACGCAACAGUGUGCUCAUGAGUGGCUUCUCCCACAAGGUGAAGAGCCAGUGGCUUGGGCACAACUACCACAAGGAGGGUCCUGAGGGCAACGACAUCCGGCGCACCAACGUGCCAGACAUCCGGGUGGCCUACCGCUAUGAGACACUUUCCCAGGAACUGACCCUCAUCACGCAGGCUGUGCAGACGGAGGAACUGGAGACCAUCCAGGAGGAAGACCUUCUGACCAUGAGCUCCAGCCUGGAUGCUCGCUGAAGGAUGGCCGGCUCACAAUCUCCCCUCCGUCCCCUUCUUGGCCUGCCAAGGUGGGGCUGUCCUACAAGCAUGAAGAGACCCUGACCAACCCACCCACCUGAUCCCGGCCCCAUGGACCGUUUUAAUUUCCUGUUGUGUUUUGGUUUUUAAGCAUCUUGUUAUCUUCUGUUAUCUCCUGGAAAGGCAUUAAUGGGUUGGGAUUUUUUUGCACUUGGUAACCUGCUGGGGCAAUGGAGGCGGGGGUGUCAGAGAAAUUCCUUUUGGGGUCUCUAGAAUGAGUUCCAGAAAGGGGGAAGAGCAUCCUGCAGAUGUUGGCAGUGCUGUUUUUGAGCAGAGGCUGGACAGCAAAGAGUAAGGCUGUGGCAGAGACCUGCUGAGUGGACCUUAGAGACGCCUGGCGACAGUUGCAUGGAGGCCAAAUGAAGCACCAGCAUGGAAGCAUGUGUCCCAGUUGUAUUUGGAAUGAGAUGCUGUGAGUGUUUGUGUGGCUCUGCGAAGGGAUAGAGCAGAGUGGUGGUGCCUUCUGCUACGUUGGAUUUUUGUUUGUCCUCUGUUUGGCUGCUGGCAGCUGGAGUUUCUCAUUGGCCAAUAAAACAUCCUCUCUAUCUCUAUUUCUCUUUGGUUAGGCAGCCCUGCCUUUUAUUAUCAGAGCAGCAUGUUGGCGCAGCUCUCCCGUGCUGCAGCCUCCAGUGCAGCGUGGCCACGUGGUGAGAGUCUUUUCUGUCUCAAGCCCUUAAACUCUGGUGUCUUUUGCUUGGGGAAAGCGCCAGUUCUCAACCCCCCUGCCUUGGGAGGCAAAAUACUGUGAGUGGCUGGGGAAUAGUGGGCCUUCGAGUCUAGCCCAGCAGGAUAAAGAGAAAGUAGCCUGCCGGGUAACUGGCAUAUUUAGCAUUUGUCUAUCCUUCUCUACAAUCAUGUAACAAAGAUGUCUUUAUCUAAGUGUAACAAGAGGAGCCGUAACACCCAUCCUAGCAGGGGCUUUUGCCUUAAGGUUGAAAUGGAUGUGACAUGGGUGUUCUGUGAUCAGCCAUCUUGAGUAUUCCUUUAUUUAUGUCCUUUUGAAACAAAAAAACACCAAAAAAUACACCUUAAACAUCUGUUUUUGGUUGGAUCAGUGUCACUGAGAGUGCAUGUGUUAAUCCAUUUAUCCGAUCUAAACUGGUGCCCUCCCCUCACCCCACAAGCCGCCCUUAGCCCAGGAGCAGGGCAAAAAACAGUAUCUGCAUCAUAUUUGUAUUAUUUUCUUGGAACAUUUCUGCUGUUUGGGGACUGGAUCAGUAAAAUGGUGCCCACUUCAGUAUCACUGUUCCAAACAAAAUCUGACUCCUCCUCCCUGCUCUAGAAUAGUGUUGUUGUUUUUAAACCCCACCCUGUUGGGUCAAAGAGCGGUUUCUUGCCAAUUGCUUGAGCUUGGGGAGAGCCGUUAGCUCUCAGUACGCCUUGCCACGCUUGGGCAUAGACCACGUGGGCAACCUCCUGUGUCCUCUGCAUUGGGUUGAGGAGAACAGCCUCUUGUGUCUGCCCUUGCAAUAAUGCAUAUGUAUGUCAAGAUCUUCUUUCUACAUUUGGCAAGGAAACAUGCCAUAGAAAUAGAAUUAGAAUUAGCUUUCUCACCAGCAAAGUUGCUGCUGUUCUGGGAACUGACUUUGAUGCCUCCUGCUUAUUGCGAAUGGGUAAUGAAUCUCAAGGAGGCAACAGGCAGUAACUUAUACUUCCUGCUGAAGCCAUGUGACUCAAAAUGGAAACGCCCAGAGGAACAUGGAUCCGUGCCUUUCCCAGCUCUCCAUUUUGAGUCCCGCCCUGUGAAAGGUUCAUAACGGUUAGAAGGGUCCCCUCCACAGAUCUCUGGCCCAAGCUGUUCACCAUCACAUAGCUUCUGAAUCUUGCUUGUGUGCAGCUCACCAUCCUUGACAUAUUGGGCCUCUGUGGCCCCCUUAGCAGUCUGUGUGCAACUAGUCGCAGUAAGGAAUUCCUCGUGAGCACAGCCGCUUGGAGUAGAAGACCAGUCUCAGACAGUGCUCACUCCUUUCAGACUCUCGGGCAAAGUCUGCAUUGCUCACGAAAAAAGGCUUCUCGGUGGUGAGUCGAUUGCACGGCGCCACCUCUCCCUUGCUGUUGCCAAGGCACCUUUGACCUUGUAGUUGCAAGCAGCUUUGAUUCAAUGGAAAAAUGUGUUUGCUAAACAUUAGAUGGGCAGCAGCAAUAGAAAUGGGGUUUUUAUUUUUUAUAAGGUUGGGCAGGGAGCUUGCGGAGCCCUCCCUCUAGGCUGCUGUGGACCAAAAUCUGAAGAUCCAUGCUGCAGCCAGUGCCUUGCUUAAAGUAGUACAUGGAGUGUGCCAAGACUGGGUAGAUUUCCCCUUGAGCUUCUACCUCUGAAACAGGCACUUGCCCUCCUUCGUGUCCGUGUGUUUGUGUGUGUACAAGAGGGACAGGGAGAAUUCUUAAAGGGUCAAAAUGUUUUCUUUGUAUGACUGGCAUCUCACCUCCAUGGCCUGAAAGGGGGAAACCUUUUUUCCCUUUCCUCCCCUACCUCUGUGCUUUUGUUUGGGUACCCAGAGAGGGCAGUGGAGGUGUUUUGCCUUGGAUUCAGCUAGCCUUGCGGAUCGGAGCCACAGCAUUUUGGUCUGUAUCUUUGUGAAGAUAAUGGAAUCUCGACUCAGGGAGUUGAAUGUACCUUGGUCUAUGUCAAGAGGGUUCUCCCCUCCCCACAGAUCCCUCCCUCCUUCCUUCCUUCCUUCCUUGCCGCAACCUGCCUUGCUUCUCUUUGGUAUCUGGUGCGGCACACACCAUGUUAGUUUUUGCUUUGUUGUCAGAUGGAGAUGAAACCCGUAUCCCCCUGGCAAGCACUGCAUCCUCCUAUCACACACUCUUGAUAAUUUCGACGUAGUUUGGAUAAACUAUCUGCUUGUCUGUGCUGAAAUGUGAUGUUAGAAAUCCUAUCAAACAUGAGCAUGAUCCAUCAUUAAAGAUUAUUUAAGUAA